Oryza brachyantha (malo sina) is the source of this 1075-nucleotide messenger RNA. Its product is annotated as RING-H2 finger protein ATL74. The transcript has a single exon. Lineage: Eukaryota; Viridiplantae; Streptophyta; Magnoliopsida; Poales; Poaceae. Bases 67 to 648 code for a protein of 193 amino acids. The record is from RefSeq and is a predicted model, not a curated record.
UGGCUAACCAGCUGCCUGGGGUUAGUGUAGCAACAGCGACGGUGAGGUCAUCAGGCGUUGGGCCGUAUGGCGGGCGGGGCGCCGCCGGCGAGCGUCUUCGAUGCGGCGCGGCCGGCCUUGGAGAGCGGCGGCGGCGGCGGGGGCGCGCCGCCGCCCCCCGGGGCCGCGGACGCGAGCUUCGACACCAACAUGGUGAUCAUCCUCGCGGCGCUCUUCUUCGCGCUGCUGUUCGCCAUCGGGCUCAACUCGCUGGCGCGGUGCGCGCUCCGGUGCGGGGGCCGGGGCCCGCCUGGCGGCGGCGGCGGCGGCGAGGCGGCGGUCGGGGUGGCAUGCGGCGGUAGCGGCGGCGGCAUCAAGAGGCGCGCGCUGAGGAGCAUCCCGGUGGAGGUGUACAGCGGCGGGGAGGAGACGGCGGGGGACGUGUGCGCCAUCUGCCUCGGCGAGUUCGCGGACGGCGAGAAGGUGCGCGUGCUGCCGCGGUGCGGGCACGGGUUCCACGUCCGGUGCGUGGACGCCUGGCUGGUCUCGCGCGGAUCGUGCCCGACGUGCCGGCGGCAGGUGAUCGACGGCGGCGGCGGCGGCGGCCGUGCCGUCUCCCGGAUAGCCACGCCGCCGGACAGCGACACCAUCGCGGUGGUCGUGGCAUGAGGGUGCACCGUGCACAUCGACAAAUUAACACGCCAAGGCAGUAGUGGUGGUGGUAGUCUUCUUCUCCUAGCAAGCUUAGCUCCAAGGCCCUUCGAAAAUAUCUCCCGCUCCGGAUAUUUUUCCGGCGACGGCUAGUGACUAGUGACUCAGCCGGCCUCUUGCGGCGAAUGUAAUUGACAGGUGCCCAGUUGGUCAAAUUGGUCGCUGUACACAGUACACGUUCGACGUCGUCGUCGUCGAAACAUUUGUACCACUAACAUUCUACGAUCAUGUAAAAAACGCUGUUACAAUACUUACAUAUGCAUAGUCGCGUGCGCACGCAUUCGAUCCGCGCCCCGGACGGCCGGCCGGCCGUCGUGGGGAUCGACUUCCGCCGGAGUCCGAGAAGAUCGCGCGCGUGGGCCCCGAGAGCCAGCCAACGGCAUUG